GGGAUGGAUGUUUUUUCCUGGAUACCCCCGACACCGAUCGCACAAGGAUUCGACGGGUGCCCGGGUGGACCAGAGUGCAAGUUUCUGUGCAAGGAUUUGGUGAGGGGCUUCAACGAGAAAAAUCCAGACAAUAAGAUCAAAUGCUUACCGCACGACGAGGAAAAAUACCCGGAUGACCCGUCCUCGGCCGACAUGAAAAGAGGGUGUACGCCGACCGUGGAUUGUGAUUUGGAUCAAAACAAAUGCACCUGGUUAUCAAAAGGAAAAAUCCCCCCUCCCCAUAUCGAAACGAAACUUCUGAUGCUGGAUUUGCGUACACAAAUCAGCUUUGUAUUGCAGGAAAGCAUUGCAGUCAGGUCCCCAGGCUAGGUAGGGGCGUAUGCGUCUAGUUGUUCAGCAUGGCAAGCGGCUCCCCUUUAGGUUCAACAGCGUGACAAAUCGCCUCCAUAAUGGGGCGGAAGCUUCUGCCCUUGCCUUCUUGCAAAACAAAUGCUAUCUGCGACCUCAAAUCAGCAACACAAAUUUUCGGCAACAUGCCUUUUCAAUAUGGGGAGGGGGGAUCUUUCCUCUCGAUACUGGUGGAUCGCCGUCGUGGUCGCCAUCGUCAUUGUCGUCCUAGCCAUCAUCGGGAUUUUUGUUUUUUUUUGGCUUUGGCAAGCGUAAGGCUAAGGGGGGCUGCUCAACAACCAACAUCGCUGUGAUAGUAUAGACAAGGUGGAG
Messenger RNA from Amoebophrya sp. A120, 720 nucleotides. Lineage: Eukaryota; Dinophyceae; Syndiniales; Amoebophryaceae. The record is from the annotation of a GenBank genome assembly.